Molecule: messenger RNA, 267 nt
Organism: Staurois parvus
Lineage: Eukaryota; Metazoa; Chordata; Amphibia; Anura; Ranidae
Source: the annotation of a GenBank genome assembly
AGUGGCAGGAAUAGUGCCCCAUCAUUAGUAUCAUUGGGGGGAAUAGCACCCCAUCAUUGGUGUCAGUGGAAUAGCGCCCCAUCUUUGGUGUCAGUGGGAGGAAUAGUAUCCCAUCAUUGGUGUCAGUGGGGGGGGAGGAAUAGUAUCCCAUCAUUGGUGUCAGUGGGGGGUGGAAUAGUGCCCCAUCGUUGGUGUCAGUGGGAGGAAUAAUGCCCCAUCAUUGGUAUCAGUGUCAGUGGGAGGAAUAGUGCCCCAUCAUUGGUGUCA